AUGUCUGAUUCUUUAUUUUCAUCAAUUGAAUGCUCAGCUGAAGAUUCGAUUACAAAACUACCACUCAACGAGGAUGUUUUCCAGUCCGUAAAGGUUUCUGAUGGUUCAAUUAAUUCAAAAUUUUCGCAAACUUUCAGAAAUAAAGCUUCAAAGAACAAAUUGAUUGAUUCGAUUCAUCCAGAAUUAAAUACUCAUGCCAAAUUGUUUAAUACCGCAGCAAAGAGAUAUGCAUCACGUCCUUGUCUUGGUGUAAGGAAAUACGAUUAUGAUACUGGAAAACUGAGUGAUUUUUAUGAGUACUUGUCAUAUAACGAAACAUUUGUCAAAAAAAAUCAUAUUGGAGCUGGCAUCAUUAGAUCUUUAUUAUUAAACAAAUACUUAAAUCCUGACAAAAUUGAAUCACAUAAGAAAGUUAAAAAUCAUCUUACAACCUCAUUUGGAAUACCCAAUUAUUUAAGAGAUAAUGCCGACAAUUGUAUUGAAAAGAGUUGUUCAUUCAUUUUAUCCAUUUUUGCUGUUAAUAGAGUAGAAUGGAUCUUGGCUGAUUUGGCAUGUUCUUCAUAUUCAAUCACAUCAACUGCUUUGUAUGACACUUUGGGAAGUGAUGUGUCUCAAUAUAUUCUAGGUCUAACUCAAAGUCCAAUGGUUGUAUGCACCUUAGAUAAAGUUGAAGUGUUGCUCAAGCUUAAACAAUCAUACCCUAAAGAAACAGAAGGUUUGAUAUCUAUUGUUUCUAUGGAUCCAAUUAAAUACGUCAAUAAAGAGUUAUUAAAGUUGGCCGAUCAAUUGAAUGUUGAAAUACAAGAUUUAAAACAAAUUGAAAACAUUGGUAAAUCCAAUCCCAUUGAAGAAAUUCCUCCAAACCCAGAUAGUAUAUUCACCAUUUCAUUUACAUCUGGAACAACUGGCUCAAAACCUAAAGGAGUUAUGGUUCCACAUCGUUGUGCUUCAUCCUACAUUUCAUUCAUAAUGUGUUUUGAGCCACAAGCUAAAGAAGGUGAUACCGCAUACAUCUAUUUACCAUUGACUCAUUUGUACGAAAGACAAACUUCAGCCUUUGCUUUAAGUACUGGUUAUGCAUUAAGUUUACCCCAAAUCACUCUUGGUAAAAAAGAUUUUAUUCCAUUUGACUAUAUGCUUGAUGAUUUGAGAAUUUUGAAACCAACUUAUAUGUCGAUUGUGCCAAGAUUAUUGACCAAAUUGGAAGGAGUUAUUAAAAACAAGAUCAAGGAAUUACCACAAUCUGAGCAAAUUAAAGUAAAUGAGAUUAUAGAUUAUAAAAUAAAAGAACAUGGAAAAUUUGCAGGGUCUGAAGGAUUCAAUGCAAAAUAUGAUUCUUAUGGUCCUUAUUUAAAUAUUCAAAAAUUCAUUGGUUUUGAGAAUUUAAGAUGGGUUCAAACAGCAUCAGCUCCUGUUGCUGCUACAACUAUAGUAUAUUUGAAAGCAUGUUUAAAUAUGGGAUUGAUACAAUAUUAUGGUUUGACUGAAUCAGGUGCUGCAAUAACUGGUACAUGUAUGUAUGAUUCAAAACCAGGAACCAGUGGUUCAAUUUCACCCACAGGAGAAUAUAAAUUGAGGAGUGUACCAGAUAUGGGAUACACCAUUGAAAACUUACAGGGUGAAGUUUUAUUAAGGGGUCCACAAAUGUUUAAAGGUUAUUAUUAUAAUCAAGAGGAGACAAACAAAGCAAUUACAGAAGAUGGUUGGUUUCAUACUGGUGAUAUUGCAACUAUUGAUGAAUUUGGUAGAGUCAGUAUAAUUGAUCGUGUUAAAAACUUCUUCAAAAUGGCACAAGGUGAAUAUGUAUCACCUGAAAAAAUUGAAAACAAAUACCUUUCAGCAAAUCCCCUUAUCAAUCAAAUAUUUGUUCAUGGUAAUUCAUUAAAAUCCUAUCUUAUUGGUGUUGUUGGAAUUGAUUACGAACAUUGUUUAAAAUUUUUGAAUCAAGAAUAUGGUUUCAACAAAAUUGAUAUGUCACAACAAGAAUUAUUGAACUACCUUAAUGAAAAACCAAUCAAAACUAAGAUUUUGAAUAUUUUAAAUUCAAAUGUCAAAAAUCAUUUAAAUGGAUUUGAAUUGUUACAUAAUAUUCAUAUUGAAAUUAAUCCGUUGACGGUCGAAAGAGAAGUAGUAACUCCCACUUUCAAAUUAAGAAGACCAAUUGCUCAAAAGUUUUUUGCAGAAGCUUUACAUAAACUAUACGAAAUUGAACAAAGUUUGAUCCAUGGAGCAAAACAAGUUGCAAAAUUAUAA
Lodderomyces pseudojiufengensis is the source of this 2253-nucleotide messenger RNA. RefSeq names its product Faa2p (gene FAA2). The record is from RefSeq and is a predicted model, not a curated record. Gene Ontology annotation, molecular function: long-chain fatty acid-CoA ligase activity. Gene Ontology annotation, biological process: long-chain fatty acid metabolic process. The transcript has a single exon. Bases 1 to 2253 code for a protein of 750 amino acids. Gene Ontology annotation, cellular component: endoplasmic reticulum; membrane. NCBI's taxonomy places the organism in Eukaryota, Fungi, Ascomycota, Pichiomycetes, Serinales, Debaryomycetaceae.